ACAAUUUUACAAAUAGAAAAACAAAGCCAAAUAACCUGUGGGGAAGCGAAGAGCAGCGAAGCAGAAGAAAGAAAAAGAGGAGAAUGGCGGACAGAGUGGAUCUGGAUGGAAGGGUAAUCGAUGCCAUGACGAUCUGCAUGAUCGGAGGCGGAGGCUUCAUUGGGUCUCAUCUGUGCGAGAAGCUGAUGCACGAUACACAUCACACGGUGCUGGCUGUUGAUGUCUACAGCGACAAGAUUGAACAUCUACUAGAGGCGGGACACCCCUGGUCUAACCGCAUUCAAUUUCACCGAAUCAAUAUCAAGCACGAUCCCCGCCUCGAAGGCCUUAUCAAAAUGGCUGAUCUGACAAUCAAUCUAGCUGCUAUUUGCACACCGGCAGAUUAUAAUACACGUCCUCUUGAUACGAUUUACAGUAAUUUCAUUGAUGCUCUCCCCGUGGUUAAGUACUGCUCAGAGAACAACAAACGCUUGAUUCACUUUUCUACCUGUGAAGUAUAUGGAAAGACAAUUGGGAGCUUUCUUCCAAAAGAUCAUCCUCUGCGACAGGACACUGAAUUUUAUGUACUUAAAGAGGAUGAAUCUCCUUGUAUAUUUGGUCCAAUUGAGAAACAGCGAUGGUCAUAUGCAUGUGCAAAGCAACUGAUUGAGAGGCUUAUUUAUGCUGAGGGGGCUGAGAAUGGCCUUGAAUUUACCAUUGUGAGACCCUUCAACUGGAUUGGACCAAGGAUGGAUUUUAUUCCUGGAAUUGAUGGACCUAGUGAGGGUGUGCCAAGGGUUCUUGCCUGUUUUAGCAAUGGCUUAUUGCGGGGUGAGCCAUUGAAACUUGUAGAUGGAGGACAGUCCCAGCGUACAUUUGUUUAUAUAAAGGAUGCCAUUGAGGCUGUUCUCCGGAUGAUUGAAAACCCCUCAAGGGCAACUGGCCACAUUUUCAAUGUAGGCAAUCCCAAUAAUGAAGUGACUGUGAGGCAGUUGGCUGAGUUGAUGACUGAGGUAUACUCUAAAGUAAGUGGUAAACCACCCCUGGACAUGCCAACUAUUGAUGUAAGUUCCAAGGAGUUUUAUGGCGAAGGUUAUGAUGAUAGUGACAAGCGAAUACCAGACAUGACUAUCAUCAAACAACAACUUGAGUGGGAACCAAAAACCUCCUUGUCAGAUCUGCUUGAGUUUACUCUGACCUAUCAGCAUAAGACUUAUUCCCAUGCCGUGAAGCAGGCGAUGUCUAAAGCAACUGCAUCAAGCUGAAUCUUGCCACAAUUCCACAGUUCAAUCAUCAUUGAGAACUAUUUAUCAAGGAUUUUAUCGGCUUACCAUUGCAAUUCUUCUGUGUACUUAAAAGUUUUUGUGCACUUGCCCUGAUCAAGUUUGGAAAAGUUUUUUUGUAACAUUUCACUGUUAUGUUCUCGAGGAGUGCAAGUCAGAAGAAGUAGAAUGUAGAAUUUUUUAUUAUUAUCAUAAUUAUUAAAAAUUAUUGUAUAGGCUUUCAA
Molecule: messenger RNA, 1486 nt
Organism: Cryptomeria japonica (Japanese cedar)
Lineage: Eukaryota; Viridiplantae; Streptophyta; Pinopsida; Cupressales; Cupressaceae
Product: UDP-D-apiose/UDP-D-xylose synthase 2
Exons: 9
Coding region: 84-1244 (386 amino acids)
Molecular function (GO): carboxy-lyase activity
Source: RefSeq, a predicted model, not a curated record